GCCCCCUUAAAAGUAAUGACGUGUUCGUUGUACCUAAGAGUCGGUCUGUUUGCGCUAUUAUACAACGUGUGCGCGCAGAUAGCAUCACAUGUGAGAGAUAGUAGCAGUAGGAAGAUAUUUGUCAUUAGAAAAGAAGCAAUGAUGUUCUUGCUAUUUGCUUUAAUCCUUUCAAUCAACAGUUCAGUUGUUGAUGCAAAAGAUUUGUCGUCAGUAGAGAAGCGGAGUCACAACACUGGUCCUGAAUGGCCUUCGCAUUGCUGGGACCACGCCCCAAAUCACAUCAUGGAUCCAUUUUGUGCUCUCCUUAAUAACAAUUGCUCCACUGCACCAACGGUAGAAAAUGGUAACCAUAGCAAGGGUUAUACAACGAGUGUCGGUUCCACAGUGUCUUACUUUUGUCUUGACGGUUACUACCUUACUGGACCGGAAGUAAUUACAUGUGAAAAGACAGAUGCAGGUCCAGAAUGGUCGCAGACACCUGUAUGCAAAAAAGCCACGUGUCCUGCUAUUCCGGAUAUUGAAAACGGUUAUCACGAGACCAUAAAUUCAACAGAAAUAGGCACUAAUGUGCAAUAUUUUUGUGAUGAUGGGUAUGAAAUACUGGACAUAGACACAAUCUCAUGUGUGUAUAAUGGUACCGGGAAAAUCCCAGUUUGGACCCAGCCACUUCCGGAAUGCAUAGGGGGUUGCACUUUGCCCGUAUUCACAAAUGGUAUCAUUAUGUUACCGGGUAUGACUCUAACAACUGCUUUGCCUGACACGACUCUCGAGACAACAACUGAACUCCCAUACACUACUACUGAUGAGCCAGAGCUUUACAACGUAACGACGACAACAGAAGUUCCAGAUACGUUUAACGAAACAACUACAGUAACCGCUAUGCCAGAUAUAUCUAAUGACACAACGACUAAUCUGACGGAUAAUACCAAUGAAACUGAUAACACGGACAACUCUAUAACAAGUACUGCAAUAACAACUUUUCUGCCGGACACAACCACCGUCCCACCAGCUACUGCCACCACUAUAUCACCAUACGCAUAUGUAAGAAAUGAAACGUUCCAUAUUAAUGAUACAAUUAUAUAUAAAUGUAACGCUGGGUAUAGUAUCGUCUCAACAGCCAACGUAGGAUAUGUCGGAAAUGCCAUAGAAGCCACGUGUGUGAUUGCAACUAAUGCAUCAGCCCCCUUACUCACAUCUAACAAGAUAUCUACUUGGAGCACAACAGUCGUGUGUGUACCAGAGUGUCCGCCUGUUGUCGAUGUAUUAAAUGCAAACUACACUGCACCGUCUAACACGCUUGAAGGAUCAACAGUUGUGUACACCUGCUUUCCCGGUUUUGAAAUGGUUGGUCCAACGGAAGUCAAGUGUCUUUCUACUGGGAACUGGAGCGAGCUUCCUCGUUGUAUAGGUUGCAUGGCCGCUCCGGAGAUUGACUAUGGGACGCAUGACGCAAAUUACACUACAACAAUAAAUUCGACAGUUUCGUACGUGUGCAGCGAUGGCUUCAGUAUGAUUGGCCUAGAGGUGAUCACGUGUAACGCAAUCAACGAACCCCCGUAUGCAAACUGGUCAGAGCCGCCUUUCUGCACACGUGCAUGCGGACCCAUUCCGUCCAUUGAGAAUGGCGUUCAUACAGAUCCCGAAAACAUUCUGAUUGGCGGAAACCUUACAUAUUCAUGUUUGCCUGGAUUCGAAAUGGAUGGCUCUUCGAAUGUUGUCUGUAUGCCGCCAGGAAAUUGGAGUCAAACACCAGUAUGUAAGCUAGAAUGCGUCAUCAAAUCGAUUGAUAUUGUGUUCAUUAUUGAUGGUUCCGGUAGUCUAGGAGUCCAUGGAUUCGACCAGACACUGCAGUUUGUUGUCGAUAUGGUCUCCAAGUUUCCGAUUGAGACGACACGUUUUGGGUUGUUAACCUUUUCCUCUGACACUUACCUACAAUUCCAUUUAAAUGGAUACGUUAAUGACUCAGUGGGACUUAUUGGGCGAAUUCAAAAUACAAGCUUUCCAACUGGAGGGACCCAUACUUAUGCCGGUCUAGAGUUUGCCCGAACUGACAUGUUCCAAGUUGUGAAUGGAAUGAGGCCAAACGUGACACACACAGCUAUUGUAGUUACCGACGGUCACAGUGACAAUAUCAACGAAACUGCAGAACAAGCACAACUUUUGAAGGAUUCUGGAGUGACCAUAUAUUCUGUGGGUGUCGGUCUUACUGAUGUCAAAGAACUCGAGCUAAUCGCUUCCAACACAACGUUUGUGUUCACCGUAGACAACUAUGACAGAAUUAACGAAAUCACAGGACCACUCGCUGGAAUAACAUGUGCUUCUACCUUGGGUCCAUCGGACGACGAUGAUGUGGUACAAUAAUAAAUUGAAAGGAAUUGUCAUAGGUUUCAAUAAAUGAUUUGAAGUGUUGAAUUAAAGCGUAAUUUGUGUUUUCAGUCGAACCGAAUAUGCUAUUAUUCUGCUUGGUUGCAUUCUACGCUUCUUAUGGAUCAUCUUAUAGACUUUGUUUAUCAUAACAACAAAGUAUCUCCCUACUUAGA
Mercenaria mercenaria is the source of this 2540-nucleotide messenger RNA. Its product is annotated as complement receptor type 1-like. The record is from RefSeq and is a predicted model, not a curated record. The coding region runs from base 16 to 2361 and encodes 781 amino acids. NCBI's taxonomy places the organism in Eukaryota, Metazoa, Mollusca, Bivalvia, Venerida, Veneridae. The transcript is spliced from 13 exons.